Molecule: messenger RNA, 1137 nt
Organism: Diachasmimorpha longicaudata
Lineage: Eukaryota; Metazoa; Arthropoda; Insecta; Hymenoptera; Braconidae
Exons: 1
Coding region: 1-1137 (378 amino acids)
Biological process (GO): DNA integration
Molecular function (GO): nucleic acid binding
Source: RefSeq, a predicted model, not a curated record
AUGAUUAUAAGAGAAACUCACCUAAAGCAAAAACACGCCGGAAUACAAACUACUCUAUACGCAAUCAGACAAAGAUAUUGGAUAUUAGACGGUCGUAACCAAGUACGUAAGAUCUUGCGUGCAUGUAUCCGUUGCUUUCGUUUCAGAGUUAAUGAAAUACAAUAUAUGAUGGCCAAACUUCCAAAGUCUCGUGUUAAUGUUUCUCGACCUUUUGAAAACGUUGGAAUGGAUUUUUGUGGACCAUUUCACAUUAAAGAAAAGAAAUAUCGUAAUCGCGCAUUUAUAAAGGUCUAUGUAUGUGUUUUCAUAUGUAUGUCGGUAAAGGCUGUGCAUUUAGAGGUCGUGGGCGAUAUGACAACAGAUGGUUUUUUAGCAGCAUUUAGACGGUUUAUUUCUAGGCGGGGCGUUCCCAAAAAUUGUUUCUCCGACAAUGGACUGAACUUCGUCGGUGCGAAAAACGACCUCGAAGAACUUUAUAAUCUGUUGAAUUCUGACGAACACAAAACUGAGAUCGAACAUUUUUCCAUUGAUCACAAGAUCAAGUGGAAUUUCAUUCCUCCGCUCGCACCACACUUCGGUGGAUUAUGGGAAUCAACAGUAAAACAAUUUAAACAUCAUUUUAAACGUGUCGCUGGAAAUCUAACAUUGAAUUUCGAGGAAUUGAAUACACUUGUCACAGAAAUAGAAGCGAUAUUAAAUUCCCGACCCCUCACCCCUUUAUCCUCCGAUCCUAACGAUAUAGUCGUGCUUUCUCCUGCACAUUGCUUGAUCGGCCAACCCAUGACAAAAUUGCCUGAAAGCGAUUGGACCACUACGCCUUCCAAUCGGUUGUCCGUAUGGCAACACAUAACGAAGGUACGACAACAUUUCUGGCAACGCUGGCGGUUGGAAUAUUUAAAUGAGCUUCAACAACGUCAGAAAUGGACCAAAGGUGGCUCAAACCUGGAAGUGGGCACCCUUGUGCUUUUGAAGGAUCGCAACGCGCCUUGUAUGCAGUGGCCUAUGGGACGCGUGACUGAGAUUCAUCCUGGCGACGACGGAAUCGUACGCACAGCCACAGUUAAAACAGCUACUGGAGAAUCUAAAAGAUCCGUUAAAUUGUUGUCUGUGUUGCCAAUUGAGAAAGACUCUGAUUAG